ACUGUUCUAGAGACUCUUGUUUCAGAACAGAAAGAGGAAAUGGCAAAAAUUAAGACAGAAACUUCCUCAGGUCAAAGUCAGGCAGAGUAUGAGCAAACCAAGUUAGUUUGUCGUACUCAAUUGAUGGAACAUUAUCGCAGUGAUGUACUUAAAGUAUCAGCAAUACCUUUACAACCAGAUGAAGAAAAUUAUAACUUCAGUGACAUUUAUAUAAGACCCACUAUAACAAAUAAGAUAGAAAAGAACAGAAGGGAGUCUGAGGAGAAAGAAAUAGAGUCCAUGUCAGAGAUUUUCACAAAGAACAGGGAACCACAGAAAUUUAUUUAUGUUGUUGGAGAUGCAGGGUCUGGUAAGAGUAGUUUCUGUAAAUAUUUGAUCAACUGUUGGUGUAUGGCACACAGUGAUGGACCCAAUACAGAUGAUGAGUUUGAAGGAGUCAAGGAAAUGAAGAAAUUUGAUUUUAUGUUUUAUAUUUCUCUUAGACAUAACAUAAAGAUCCGAAGUAUCCAAGAAAUGCUUGAAAUGCGAUAUGAUAAGAUAAAAAAUUUAAGUAAACUUCUGGAAAAUGAUUCUGAAAAGAUAAUUAUUUUGCUUGAUGGUUUAGAUGAAUGGUCUUUUGACAGUGAGACUAGAAAUGAGUUCCAGGCAGGCCUUCCUGAACGUGACUUUACAAAGAAAUACACCAUUGUUACUACAUCACGACCAUGGAAAAUUCACAGUUUGAGAGUAAGUAAUAGAGAGAUACAUCAAUUAUUGAAAUUAAAGGGGUUUGAUGAAACACAUGAAAAAGAAAUGAUUGAGAAAACAAUAACAGCGUUGAACGAAUCAUUAGAUCCUAGUGAGUGUGAACAAAAGCUUAAGGUACGUUCUGUGGUUGGCCUGAAACAGGUACCAAUUAUGCUGCAGCAAUUGGUUUGUCUAUGGUGUGAUGGUAAACUUGAUAAAACCUCAAGGUGUGCUAUUUAUACUGGUAUGUUAGAACUUUAUUUCACCUGGAAUUUCAAUAAAACUUUAGGAAAUAAUACAGAAUGUAUGGAAAGUUCUCAGAAUGUUGAACUCCCUCAGUAUUUAACAGAUGUAGAGAUAUGUAGAUUAAAUAGUCAUCUUAUAUAUGGUGUGUCAUACUUGGCUUAUGAGACAUUGUUCAAUUAUCCAAAGGAUAAGUCCUUAACAUUUGACAAAUCUGUGUUUGAUGAUUUAAAAAUAUCACAUGAAAUGCGAGAAACAUGUCUGAAACUGGGAAUUUUGACAGAAGAUAAAUGUCCUUCUUUUUCUGUAUCCAAACCUAAAAGCUCUGUGUUCUCUUUCAUUCACAAAUCAAUGCAAGAAUUUCUGGCUGCAGUGAAUAUCGGUAUCAAUUUCAAUGCAAAAAUUGGUUUGUCAGAUAGUACAGGAAAUAAUGAAUUAGCCAAAAAGUUUAUUAAUGAGGUUUUUCAGAAAUGUUCAACAGUAAAUGACAUAUUAGAGCAGUCAAAUGUCAUCAUUAUGCUAUGUGGUCUAGAACCUAGAUUAGCAACACAUGUUUCAAAAUACAUAUAUGAUACUGUGUCAGAAGACUCUCGUGUUCAGGAAUACAGGAGAACAAUAAAUAGUAGCAUUUAUAGGGAUCAUAGUUGUAUUACUGAUAUUCAAAAGCUUAUGUUUGAGUCAAUGGAAGAAUUCAAUGCAACAUGUAGUAUAGGAAGUAAUCCUGUAUUUUAUAUAGGAGAUUUGGUCAUUGAUAGAUGGGUCAGUAUUGUGAUAUUGUUUGUUCAGGUAUUGAUCAGCAUCAAAUUGUUCCUGACUCUGUUCUGUCUAUUAAUGUAGAUGACAUCAACACAAAAAAUGUUAAAUUUACAAAAUAUUUACCAAUGUUUCAUCAUCUUGAAAAAAUUGAAAUAAGAUAUGAAUCUGAAUCUCAAAGGUUAUUUAGUACACAAAGUGAUAGUACACAGAGUAAUAAACAGAGGAUUGAUGAGAUAAACAAUUGUGUUUCUGAGACAAUUAAAGUAAAUACUUUAACAUUAAAAUCUCUGUCUCUUGCUUAUGUCUUACCCAAGUAUUACCCAGUGUGUAAAACAGUUGUUAGUUACCUACCU
Ruditapes philippinarum (Manila clam) is the source of this 2078-nucleotide messenger RNA. RefSeq lists its product as uncharacterized. The record is from RefSeq and is a predicted model, not a curated record. NCBI's taxonomy places the organism in Eukaryota, Metazoa, Mollusca, Bivalvia, Venerida, Veneridae. The transcript is spliced from 3 exons. Bases 40 to 1806 code for a protein of 588 amino acids.